AUGCUCUAUCAGACUAUUAAACAAGGAGUUGCUCUUGCCCCUAGGAUUCGAGUUCAUCCAGGCUUUCUUCAUUUUGUCAAUAAAACACAAAUGAAAAAUUUCAGUAGCGAGGUCGGAGCAGGUGGUGAGCAAUCAAGCGAGAUGACUGGGUCGAACGUGAUGGGUGAAAGAGUUGCCAAACUAGAGGGAAAAUGUUCUAGUUUACAUGGGGAAACUGUUCGUCUUGACGGCUGGAAUAAGUAUGUCAUCGCUUUUGGCGUCGGAACUGUCCUUCUCGGAAUUGGAGGAGCUUUCUUCAAAAUACUCGACUACGACGCAAAACAAAAUGGGGAGAUGAAGGCCUACGUGAAGACGACAGUGGAGACUAGUGAGAAGGUGUUGCAAAGCAAGUUGGAUGUGAUGGAAAGCAAGUUGCUGGCAGAGAUCAGGCUCAUGCAGAAUAGGAGGGGAUGGUGGUAG
This is a messenger RNA of Morchella importuna, 459 nucleotides long. RefSeq lists its product as uncharacterized. Bases 1 to 459 code for a protein of 152 amino acids. The record is from RefSeq and is a predicted model, not a curated record. NCBI's taxonomy places the organism in Eukaryota, Fungi, Ascomycota, Pezizomycetes, Pezizales, Morchellaceae. The transcript has 4 exons.